GAUCUCGUCGCUAGGGCUUGGCGAGAGGAAGCGGUGGCGCGUGGAUGCGGCGCCGACGCCUAGAGGUGUAGCUGACAAAUUUGGGGGCAAUGGAUCUUCUGCUCGAGAGCAAGGACGGGGAGAUCGCGGCUCUCAACGAUCAGGUACUCCGCCUCGGGCAGAGGAAUAGGGUUUUAGAAUCGGCCUUGGGUGGGCUCGAGGAGAGGAUCCGGGGGCUGGAAUCGGGGUUGGGUCGCAAAGAAGUGGAAAUCUUAGGCUUGGAGGGGAGAUUGGGCGAGAAGGAGGACGAGACAACGGCAUUGGCUGCAAAGAACAAGUCCCUUCGCGAGCAGAUUGAUGGGCUAUGUGACGCUGUGAAGGACCUCGAGAGGCAGAGAAGCUUGUCGGUAGAGAAGGAAGAGGCUUCGCUCAAAGAGAUCCAGAGGCUAUCUUUCGCGCUAGAGGAGAAGUUUGGUGCUUUGGGUGAUGCUGUUGCCGAUGCUGCGAAGCACAGGGAGCUGUGUCGGGCAUUGGAGCAGACCCUCGAGCAGAGAACUCGAGCAAAGGAUGUGGAGCUCGAGGCAUUGAAGAAGGACGUCCAGAGCAAAGAUACACAGCUCGUUUCUUUCAACGAAGAUGUUGUCGAGCUUCGCGAAAAAGCUCGUGGCAUGCAGUCGACGAUCGAGAGACUCGAAGAGACAGUAGCUGGUCAGAGCAAACGCCUGUGCGUGAAAGAAGCCGAAGUAACGAGCUUGGAAGCAAAUGUGAGCGUUUUGCAUGGGAAGCUUGGUGAGAAGGAGGAAGAGCUGCAGUCGCUACUGAAAACCAGGAAGACUUUGGUCGAGCAGAAUGAGCUGCUGAAACAGACCGUGCAGAAGUUUGAGCAAAGGAAAGCUGAAUGGAUCAAACAGGAGGAAAGCUUUACUCGUCAGGUUCAGGAGCUCGCUAUUUCUCUCGAAGAAAAAUGCGCCGCUUUGAAAUCUGCCACCAAGGACGCAAGGGAUGCAAAGGAACGAUGUAAGGAGCUGGCAACCUGUUUGACAGAAAAGGUUGAGGAGCUCAAGUGCUACCGGAAGAAGUGUGAGGAUCUUCAAACUUCUCUCGAGUUUUGUGAAGGAGAGUUGAAAGCACUACAGGAUGAGAAUGAGCGACAACAGAAGGUUUUGCAGCUCUCAGCGGUCGAGUCGCGCUUAGAAACAUUAGCCAGUCGGUUGAAGACGAAGACCGAAGAACUGGAGGCUUUGACGAAUGAAGCGAACAUCAAAGACGAGAAGCUCGGGGCCAUGUCCGAAGAGGUCGAACAAUUACGACGAGAAAACAAAAAGCUCAACACAACAGCACAGCGCCUACAGAAGACACUGGACUCUCGCUUGGCUGAAUCUGCAGCACAGCUGCUGGAUCUUUCAGAGAAACUUACGCAAUCGCAGAACAGCCUGACUAAAAAGGAUGAAGAACUUACAGUUCUACUCGAGGACAACGAGAACUUGCAGCAGGAGGCUCAAAGGUUCAGGCAAUCGCUGGUUGAGUUUGAGAUCCGAAAAUCCGACUGGGAGAAGAAAGAACGCGCUCUUACGGACGAAGUGUUUGCACUGUCCUCUUCUCUUGAAGAUCGAAAUGCUGCUUUGGAAUCUGUUGUUAUGGAGGUAGACAGGCUGAAAGCAAGAUGCCAAGACUUGGAGUCAUCUCUGCAGGAAGAGGUUGGAAAGUUGCAGCGUUGCAUGCAUGAACGCAAUGCAUUGGAAUCAGCAUUGAGCUCAAGCCAGCAGGAGCAGGAGGAAUUACGGACAGCAGCAGCUUCGGAAGCUCAGCUUCUCCGGGAGAAGCUCUCGAUAUCCGAUUCUCAACUGACAGACGCUUGGAGCUGUUUGAACAUGAGAGAUCAAGAGAUGGAGCUCAUGUCCAAGGUUCUUGAGGAGAAAGAGUCUCAGCUCUGCUGCAUCAGUGACGAACUUCGCGAGCUCCGUGACCUUAAGGUGACACUGGACUCGGCAGCCGAAACUUCAAGAACGAGCAUUGAGGCUUUAGAAGCUUCCCUGAAGGCGCGACAAGCGGAAUGGUCAGCUCUGGACGAAAAGCUUGCGACGGUCGAAACAAAAUUGGCUGAGACGGAGGAAGCUUUGGAAGUCGCUUGCAGGGAGAAAAGAGAAUCAGAGGAACGAAUCACUGGGCUUAAGCAGGCUAUGGUUGAACUGGAGGACAGGAAGAAUUGCUGGCGAAUAAGGGAGGAGGAUCUUAUCAGCGAGCUCGGGAAACUUUCAUCGUCAUUCGAAGACAAGUGUGCUACCUUAAGUCGUACGGAGCUGGAAGCAAAGGUUCAGAGAGAGGCAGCCGAAGCCAUGCAGACGGCUCUUCAGAUAAUGGAGAGCUCUUUCAUGAAGACGGUCGCGGAGUUGGAUAGCUGCAAGGCUCAGCGCGAUCUUCUCGGCGUGACUUUGGCUUCCCGGGAAGAGGAAUUGGUCUCUCUACGGGCCGAAAGCGCUCAGCAGGUGGAAGCCUUGAAAGGGAGGCUAUCUGCCACUGAGUUUCAGCUGAAGGAAGGUGUUGACCAGCUCCAUGCGAAGUCUGCAGACAUGGACCUUGUGGUCAAGGAACUUGGCAACCGGGAGAGCCAGCUAGCUUGUGCGAAAGAAGAGAUCCAGCAUCUCACUGAGAAAAACAGCCACCUGGACUUUACGGUCCAAAGCUUGCAAGUGAAGGUCUCGAAGGUUGCCGAAGAGUUGAAGAGGAGCGAAGCAAGAGGACAACAGCUUCUCAGCGACUUGACCAGCGCAGAGUCCAAGCUUGCAUCGAGCAAGGAGAUGGUUUCGGGCCUGCAGCUCAAAGUUGAUCUUGGGAAUCAGAUCAGUUCAAAGAUGGAAGGAGCGAAUGCCAAGAUCAAGGAACUGGAGUCCAUGCUGGCGCAGCUCAUGGCAUUUGCUCAAGACAAAGAUGAGAGGCUGGACGCAUCGGAGUGGGCAGUACAGCAGCUGGGACUCAUCGAGGUGUCCAAAGCCAAGGCCAACCUCGAAAGAGCCGAACGGGAACGAGUGCAACUCAAAAACAGGUGUGCGGAGCUGGAAAACGAGGUGAAAGUGAAAGAGGAGGAGCUUUUGGACUUGGAGUCGUGCUUAAGUCAGCUAAAGCUCGAGCACGACAAGGACGCGGGCAGCAUCGAGGACUACCGGGUAGAAAAACGCAGGCUCGAGAAGGAGAUCGAGAGACUCGAGUGGGACUUGUCGAUCUCUCACGAGGAUGCGUCCAUCACCAGCAGCAAGCUGAAAGAGAUCCAGUGCGAGCUUCAGAGGGCGCAGCUCAACGGCAAAUGCCUGGUCCAGCAGAUGCUCAUGCUCCACGAAAAUCUUCUCCAGGAGGGAAAAGCGCUGCUGGAGAUUGGCAAGGACGACGCCUCGCCGGUCAGCUCCGUGCGUUCUUCGAGGAGAAGCUCACUAUCAGCAAGCAAAGUGUGUGAUGAAAGUCCGAGACGCGAGAGCAUCGAUUUCGAUGGCAAAGAAAACGUUCCAAGCAUUGCUUUGAGCGCUGCGAUCAAGAACUUCGAUGCCACUGCCAAGAAUUUUGAGGCUGCUUCUCCCAAUCCGGUGGAGAGAGCUCCAUUCCAAGUUCUCCAUCUCGGCGACGUGAUUGAUCUUGCGCUCGCAAUGACUAGCGAUCUGGCGCCUUUCAUCGCGAUUCUAACCCUGGGAUUCGUGAUAUGCGCUGCAGGGAGCGAGAUUGUGGACGAGAAUGCCGACCCGAUCAAGAGCUUCGAGGUGGAGGAGGAGACGUGGGCGCUACUGGCGCUCAAAUCCGCCUGGAACGACAUGGCCGAGCAUCUGGUGAGCUGGGAUCCAUCCAAGGGGACGCCCUGCGGCGCGCAGGGCUGGGUGGGGAUCAAAUGCCACCGGGACAACUCCACUGGCCUCGUCCAAGUCGUGUCGAUCGUGCUGCCAAAGGCUUCUCUCGAUGGUGGCUUCCUGGUGGGUGAUAUUGGCUCUCUCUCCAAGCUCGAGAAGCUAGCUCUUCCCGGGAACAGGCUUUCGGGGAGAAUCCCAGUGGAGCUCAGCAUUCUCCAAAACUUGGUAUCGCUCGAUCUCUCGAGUAAUCUCCUGUGGGGAACGAUUCCAGUGGAGCUUGGAUCUCUUCAAAAGCUCAAGGCACUCUCACUUGCAAACAACAGCCUCACUGGUGUUAUUCCUCCAGAGAUUGGGAACUUGACACAGCUUACAGUGCUCUAUCUCCAGCAAAACCAGCUUGUUGGAAAGAUUCCAGCCGAGCUCUGCGACUUAACGGCCCUGGAGGCACUCUACCUCCACAGCAACUAUCUCACUGGACCGAUACCACCGGAGCUAGGCAGGCUCAAGAAGCUGGCAGUUCUUCUACUCUUCUCCAACGAGCUCACAGGUAGCAUCCCUGAAACACUCGCCAACCUGACCAACUUGGAAGCUCUGGUGCUGUCGGAGAACAGUCUCUCGGGUUCCAUCCCUCCUGCGAUUGGAUCGUUUCCGGUGCUACGCGUGCUCUACCUCGACUCUAACAAUUUGUCGGGAUUGAUACCACCCGAGAUUGGCCUUCUGCCUUGUCUUCAAAAGUAUUGCUCCUCGAAUCCGACCAACGCGUACUUCAACGGGCCUCCGGCUAUCAGGCUCUUCUCCAACAAUCUCCAGGGUCCGAUCCCUCCAGAGAUUGGAAACUUACAGAGCUUGGAGAUUCUGGAACUUAGCUCCAACCAGCUCUCGGGCGGCAUUCCUCCAGAGCUCGGGAACAUGACGUCGUUGGUUCAUCUCGACUUGCAGUUCAACAAUCUGUCCGGCCCGAUCCCUCCAGAUAUUUCUCUUCUCUCUCGCUUGGAGGUACUGUCACUGGGAUACAAUCGGCUUUCUGGAGCAAUUCCAUACGAGGUUGGCCUCCUCUUUUCGCUACGGCUCAUGUACCUUCCUAACAACAGCUUGAGUGGACACAUUCCAGCGGACCUCGAGCACCUCAAAAUGCUCACUCAGGUGGACCUCGAUUUCAACGAGUUGACGGGCUCCAUUCCAAAGCAGCUCGGCUUCCUCCCAAACUUGCAGGCACUCUUUCUUCAGCAAAACAAGCUUCAAGGAAGUAUUCCUCCGGAGCUUGGACAGCUCCGGUCGCUGCGGUUUUUAAACCUGGGAAACAACAACCUCACAAGUACAAUUCCUCGAGAACUGAGCUCUCUAACCGGGCUGUCGCAGCUUCUCCUCAACAACAAUUCUUUAAGCGGUGCAAUCCCACCAGAACUCGGUCUGCUGCAGUUUCCUCUCUACUCCAGCCUUCCAGAGCACGUCCACUUUGUUUCGGACCAGUCGGCCAUGGACUUGAGCGGAAAUUAUCUUUCUGGCCCUGUUCCACCCGAGCUUGGGAACUGCUCGCUCUUGACGGUGCUCAACCUUGCGGAUAAUCUCCUGACGGGCACUGUUCCAGAGGAGCUCGGUAGCCUUUCGUUCCUGGCUUCUCUGGUUUUGGAAAACAACCAACUUGAAGGCAAAGUACCGUCGAGUUUGGGGAACUGCUCGGGCUUAAUUGCUAUCCGGCUGGGACACAACAGGUUGACAGGCACCAUACCAGAAAGUUUCGGCCUGUUGACGCACCUUCAAACGUUAGACAUGAGCUUCAACGGGUUGACAGGCAAGAUUCCACCGCAAAUCGGGCUCUGCAAGAGCCUUCUAUCCCUGGCUCUCAACGAUAACGCUCUCAAAGGCUCGAUUCCGACGGAGUUGACAACACUUCCUAUUCUCCAAUUCGCAAGCAUGGCCCACAACAAGCUGACGGGAGUCAUACCUCCAACUUUGGACUCGCUAGCUCAACUACAGGUGCUGAACUUGGAAGGAAACAUGCUUUCCGGUAGCAUUCCUGCCAGAGUCGGUGCGAUACGUGACCUUCGCGAGCUUGUCCUGAGCUCUAACCGACUGUCCGACAACAUACCUUCGAGUCUUGGCUCUCUAUUGUUCUUAAGGGUGCUGCUGCUGGACAAGAACAACUUCACUGGUACAAUUCCGCCAACUCUUUGCAACUGCUCUAGUUUGAUGCUCCUCAACCUCUCGAGCAACGGGCUUGUUGGGGAGAUACCGAGACUCGGAAGUUUCUUGAGGUUCCAGGCGGAUUCUUUUACUAGAAACACCGGGCUCUGCGGUCCUCCGCUCCCUUUCCCGAGGUGUUCAGCAGCAGAUCCAACAGGGGAGGCUGCUAACACGCUUGCAGACUUUCACAACUGGAAGAAAUGGCUUACAGUACUCGGGCCGGCUGUGGCAGUGUUGGCGGUGCUGGUCUUCGUUGUUUUGCUGGCCAAGUGGUUCCAUUUGCGUCCAGUUCAAGUCACGUAUGAUCCGUCAGAAAAUGUUCCCGGCAAGAUGGUGGUGUUCGUCAACAACUUUGUUUGCGACUACGACGACAUCGUUGCUGCAACAGGCGGUUUUGACGAUUCCCACUUGCUGGGAAAGGGCGGCUUUGGAGCCGUCUACGAUGCAGUUUUACCCGAUGGCUCGCACUUGGCAGUGAAGCGGCUGCGAAACGAGAACGUUGCGAAUGAUCCAUCUUUUGAAGCGGAGAUAAGCACUCUUGGUCUCAUCAAGCACAGGAACCUGAUGUCGCUCAAGGGGUUCUACUGCAGCGCUCAGGAAAAACUCCUGUUUUACGACUACAUGCCAUGUGGAAGUUUGCACGACGUGCUCCACGGUGGUGGUGUCGCCUCUGCCUCUCCAUCAACGUUGUUAAGCUGGAUGGCUCGUCUUAGAAUUGCUGUGGGGACUGCUCGAGGCCUACUCUACUUGCACGAAGGCUGCUCGCCUAGAAUCAUCCACCGGGACGUGAAGUCGAGCAACAUUUUACUAGACUCGGACAUGGAGCCUCACAUCGCCGACUUUGGACUGGCGAGGCUCGUCGAGAACAAUGCCACUCAUCUCACGACAGGCAUAGCCGGAACUUUGGGAUAUAUCGCCCCGGAGGUGGUUUCGACGUGCAGACUCUCGGAGAAAACAGACGUGUAUAGCUUUGGCAUCGUUCUCCUGGAGCUGCUCACGGGAAGAAAGCCACUCGUCUUGGGGAACCUGGGAGAGAUUGUAAGCGUGACUACAUGGGUGAAAGCUAUGAACCAGCAAGGCAAAGGCAUGGAAACUUUCGACAGCGAGCUCGUGUCUUUGAGCCCCUCUUCGGGACCAGUUCUAGUGCAAAUGAUGCAACUGGCGCUUCACUGCACCUCCGAUUGGCCUUCAAGACGUCCUUCCAUGGGUAAAGUCGUGGCUUUUCUCGAGCUCCUGCAAGAAAGCUUGCUCAGAGAGGAGGAGGAGUCCAAGCAGCUUCUCCUCUUAACCGACAAGACGGAUCAACAGAGCGAGAAAGUCAGCCUGCCGUCAGACGACAUGAUGGAGAGAUAGAUCGAUCAUUCAGGAACAUGGAAAAAAAAAAGAGACAUCAAGAAGGAAGGAAGACCUCUACUUAGUAGCAUUUGAAGCCUGGAGCAACGCGAAACUUGCAGCUGGAAACGUAAGACUUCAUCACCGAAUUUGCUCGUCGUCCUUUGGUGGCAAUCAGCAUGCUGCAGAAGCAGUCGGGAGUCAUCGUUUUGGCGGCGUUGCAACAGUUGACGUCGGGCUUCUCCAUGACGGACCCAAACUUGACACAGGGGACACACUUCUCGUAGAUUUCAGCCUGGUUACAAGCCGAUCGAGCACCGGCGAGCAUCUGGAGAAGCAGCACUACCAUCAGGAAGAAGCAGCCAGCAGGAAUUCUAGCCAUAGCUGAAGCUCUCGAUUCCACAACUUCAAGGCAGAGAGAAGAAAGAGAAGUAUCCAGUACCUUUCGAAGCGAGCAAUUUAUAGCGCGGCAACUCAACACGGUGAGGAGACAACGCUGCUUCGUGCAAAGGUUUUUUAUGUGGAAGGUCGGCAUACUUGUCUAGUCGAGCGCCAACACAACUCGCGGGGCGUAGUUUCUUACAGGCUCUCUCUCUCUCUCGUGCGUGCGCUUGGUCUGUCGGGAGACAAAUGCAUCGCAACUGGCUUCUACGAAGGCGGCGAGAAUUACAACUUGAGGCAGAGUCGGUUCCUCCAGGAAAGUCUUUUCAAAGUUCUCGCUGAGGUUUAUCUUCUUUCUGUUUUGUCUAGCGACUUCUCGAGCGUUUCUCUCCAGUUUAAAAAGCUUGAUUAUUUUUUUCCAACGCAUUCGCCACACACGCCCUUGACCUCGCAAGCGGUUUCUCCAGCCCAGCAGCCAUCACAAAUACAAUGAUCGUGGUGUUGAGGAUCAAUCUCACGAGAGUCCAUGUCUAGUUCACAGAUUAAAAAUAUGGAGACAGGAAAUAUUAUGAUAGAGUAGAUGUUCCAUUCCUUACCUUGAUCAGAUGCGCUGCUGCUUACCAGCAAGCAAACGAGUAAAACACAAAUUACAAGUGA
Messenger RNA from Selaginella moellendorffii, 8363 nucleotides. RefSeq lists its product as uncharacterized. The record is from RefSeq and is a predicted model, not a curated record. The transcript has 9 exons. Gene Ontology annotation, molecular function: protein kinase activity; ATP binding; protein binding. The coding region runs from base 90 to 7346 and encodes 2418 amino acids. Gene Ontology annotation, biological process: protein phosphorylation. Lineage: Eukaryota; Viridiplantae; Streptophyta; Lycopodiopsida; Selaginellales; Selaginellaceae.